Humulus lupulus (European hop) is the source of this 746-nucleotide messenger RNA. Its product is annotated as cytochrome b5. The transcript has 3 exons. Gene Ontology annotation, molecular function: heme binding. NCBI's taxonomy places the organism in Eukaryota, Viridiplantae, Streptophyta, Magnoliopsida, Rosales, Cannabaceae. Bases 117 to 518 code for a protein of 133 amino acids. The record is from RefSeq and is a predicted model, not a curated record. Gene Ontology annotation, cellular component: intracellular membrane-bounded organelle; membrane.
GAGGCAUGGUCUUCGUCAUUUCUUUGUGUUCUUCGCUUCUCCCUUCUUCUUCUCUCUCAAGUCAAUUAUUUUGGGGGCAGAGUGGCUAAGCUGCCAAAGUAGCUGCGCCUCUAAAAAUGCCGAGUCUUACCAAGCUCUUUUCCAUGGCAGAAGCCUCCCAGCACAACACCAAAGAUGACUGCUGGGUCGUUAUCGAUGGCAAGGUGUAUGAUUUGUCAUCUUAUUUGGAUGAACACCCUGGUGGAGAUGACAUAGUUCUUGCUGCAACUGGAAAGGAUGCAACUGACGAUUUUGAAGAUGCUGGGCACAGCAAAACUGCAAAGGAGCUCAUGCAGAGCUUUUUCAUUGGCGAGCUCGACACUUCUGAUAUCCCAGAACUUGAAAUUGUCUCUAAGAAUCCAACUAGUGAAGUUUAUGCCAAGAAGCUCAUAGACUUGACAAAGCAAUUCUGGGUUGUCCCCACAAUGGUUGUUGGAGUCUCUGUAUUAGUAGGAUUCUUAUACAUGCGCAAGAAAUGAUGCCAUUGAAAAGUUUAUUGGUUGAGCUGAUUUUAUCACAAUUUUGAAUAAAUUUUUACAAGGAUAGGAAUUCAAAGAACUAGCAAAAGCAAUUGAUUGGAGGAUUGAUUUAAUGCAAGGGUGAUUAAAAAUAUUUUUGCAUAUUUGAGGAUGUGCAAGCCCAUAAACCUGGGAAUUUGUUUUACUUCACUUUUAGAUAGAAUCUGUUAUUUGCCCCCUUGUUGAUAA